GCAUGCACUUGCUGCUUCAUCGUCACUGAUAACAACACUGCCUGCAUGCUGUGGAAGAGAACAUUUUCAGCCCUAUUGAUGAAGUUAGAAAAAUCAAAGUUAUGGUAAAGUCAUAACAGUAGAUCUGGAUACAGUGGAUAAAUACGUUCCUUUCAUCUGCUCAGCCAAGACAAAUGGACAAGACGUCACAGCAAGCACAGAGUUCGGAGCAGCAACGGUCUCCAAACACUAGAAGAAGUUUCAGCUUCUCAUCUCUCCGUAUUAAAAAAAGGCACCACAGCUAUGAAGACAAUGGAUUUACACGGCAGAGAGGGUUGCUGUCUUUUUCAUCAGUACGGGAGACAUCGAGAAAGGAGCCAGUCCAAGAUGAAGAUGGUGCUUCACAGCUCUACUGUAUACAGGACCAGGUGAACAAGACAGGUGAGCAGCCCAAAGGUAACCUCAUCUCGGAUGUGCCUGGGAAACAAACAGGUGAAGAUGAAGGUGAACGACAAGGAGCCCUCAAGAGGUUUAGUGCCAUGUGGUCCUCCUUCCGCAGAGGCAAAAGAGAUCGAGUCAAAGACUCUGAGCCGACGGAGCUGCCACCGGUGUUGACAGAAAACCCAUCCGGGCAGCACCGCUACGUCAGUGGUCAGUACUUCUUUGAGUAUCUGGUGGUGGUCAGCCUGAAGAAGACCAAGGAUGGCAGCAGCUACGAACCUCAGAUCACCUACCAGUUUCCCAAGAGGGAUGGGAUGGCCAGAUUUCAGAAGGAGGAGGAGGAGAAGACGCUGAAGGCGAUCACUCUCUUUUGUUUCCCAGAGGGCAUCAACUGGGCUCCUUUGACAGAAUACCAUAGUGAGACUUUCUCCUUUGUUCUGACUGAGAUUGAUGGCAGCAGAAGAAAUGGAUAUUGCAGGAGGUUACUGCCUGGAGGGAAAGGAGCUCGACCACCUGAGGCUUACUGUAUCAUCAGCACGCUGGCUUGUUUUGGACUCUUCUCCAAGAUAUUUGACGAGGUGGAGAAGCGGCGGCAGAUCUCCAUGGCCAUGAUCUACCCAUUCAUGCAGAAGCUGAGGGAGGCUCCAUUCCCCGCUCCGGGAAACACUGUGGAGAUUAAGAGCUUCAUUCCAGAGUCGGGUACUCAGAUCAUCAGUCUGACCCGGCCGUUGGAUUCCUGGCUGGAGCAUGUGAACUUCGCCACGCUCUUCGGCUGCCUGACAGACGAGGAGGUGUUGCUAGUGUUUGCUGCCGCCGUCUUGGAGAGACGGAUUGUUUUCAUCGCUGAUGAACUGGGCACAUUAUCACAAGUCAUCCAUGCAGUCGCAGCCCUCGUUUACCCCUUCACCUGGCAGCACACACUGAUCUCCAUCGUUCCUGAGAUCCUGAUCGAUGUGGUGAUGGCACCCACUCCCUACCUGCUGGGAGUCCAGAAACGCCUGCUGGACCAGGUCACCGACCAGAGUGAUCUGCUGGUGGUCGACUUGUCUGAGGAUAAAAAGGAGACCUUCAUUCAUUCAAUUGGUGAUGAAAGCUCUAUUCUGCCCCCAAAGCUUCAAAGUGAAAUACUAGAAGCACUAACUAACAGAAAGAAAUCAUCAACGGUGGAGGAGACGAACCGGGUGGUAUCGGAAGCCUUCCUGCAUUUCUUUGUGAAAACAGUCGGCCAUUACAACUCGUAUGUGAAAUACAGUCGUGCCGGAGAGCAGGGGGUGUUUGAAAAGAGAAGUUUCUACAAGGCCAUUGAUUCCAAGACCACUCGACACUUUGUCAAGAAGUUCAUCCAGACACAGAUGUUUGACCUGUUUAUCCAGGAGGUGGAGCAGCAACAGCCUGGACCGCAGCAAGGAAUAUUUCACAAAAAGAUCCUUGAAUACCAAGAGAAGAAGAAAAAGGACAAAACAAGGAAACACUAGCUCUCAGCGGGGGACCCGGGUGUACAUAAGGGAGUUCAUAGGAAAAUAUGUGAAUGUUGCACUGUGUGUUUUAUGUCCUGUGUCAGUUUGGUUUUAAACAUGUACCAAUGUGUGAAUUACUGUAUGGCUAUGUUGCUGCUACUCUGUGAAACACUGGCAGAAUGACAGACUUCAGAUCCAUGUGUUGGUUCUCAGCCUGUGGCCGCAGUCUGUCGCUAAUGAAUCAUUUCGAAUAAAGACUAGUUUUUUUACAGUC
Cottoperca gobio is the source of this 2151-nucleotide messenger RNA. It is a transcript of the gene dennd2da, whose product is annotated as DENN/MADD domain containing 2Da. The coding region runs from base 174 to 1895 and encodes 573 amino acids. Gene Ontology annotation, cellular component: nucleoplasm; cytosol. NCBI's taxonomy places the organism in Eukaryota, Metazoa, Chordata, Actinopteri, Perciformes, Bovichtidae. The record is from RefSeq and is a predicted model, not a curated record. The transcript has 17 exons.